Molecule: messenger RNA, 1362 nt
Organism: Penicillium oxalicum
Lineage: Eukaryota; Fungi; Ascomycota; Eurotiomycetes; Eurotiales; Aspergillaceae
Product: acid phosphatase PHOa
Exons: 4
Coding region: 1-1362 (453 amino acids)
Biological process (GO): phospholipid catabolic process
Molecular function (GO): hydrolase activity, acting on ester bonds
Source: RefSeq, a predicted model, not a curated record
AUGAAAGCCGCUACCGCAACGCUCCUGGCUGCUGCCUCUUUGACAGGUGCACAGCUAGCCACCAUCUCCGAGCCCUCGAUUUCUGAGAUCAACCAGGCGGCGGCCACCACGCUCUCCGAGUCUCCUACCUCUGAUGUGAAGGGUGUGGCUUUUGAUCGUUUCUACCAGGUCUGGCUGGAAAACACCGAUUAUGAUGAUGUAGAGAAAGAUGCCAACAUGCAGUGGCUGGCCUCUCAGGGUAUCCUGCUGACCAACUAUUAUGCUGUGACCCACCCGUCUGAGCCCAACUACUGUGCUGCGGCUGGUGGUGAUACAUUUGGCAUGGAUAAUGACAAAUUCCAACAAAUUCCGGCCAAUGUGUCCACCAUCGCUGAUCUACUCGACACCAAGGCCAUCUCGUGGGCCGAGUAUCAGGAGCACAUGCCGUAUCCUGGCUUCCAGGGCUUCAACUACUCCAACCAGAAAACCUACCACAAUGAUUAUGUGCGCAAGCACAAUCCUCUGAUUCUGUAUGACUCGAUUGCACAGAACGAGACUCGUGCUCGACAAAUCAAGAAUUUCACCGACUUCGACCAUGACCUGUCCGACCAGAAGCUCCCGCAGUGGGCCUUCAUUACUCCUAACAUGACCAACGAUGCUCACGACACCAACAUCACGUUCGCCGGCAAGUGGGAGCGUAGCUGGAUGUCCUCACUGCUGAAGAAUGAUUACUUCAUGAAGAACUCGCUCAUUCUUCUGACCUUUGACGAGGAUGAUACUUACAACAAGACAAACCGUGUUUUCAGUGUUCUCGUCGGCGGUGCGGUUCCUGACCACCUCAAGGGAACUAAGGACGACACUUUUUACACCCACUACUCAACCAUUGCGUCUGUCAGUGCCAACUGGGGUCUGCCUUCCCUCGGUCGCUGGGAUUGCGGUGCCAACAUUUUUGAGAUCGUCGCCAACAAGACCGGCUACGCCAACUAUGAGGUCGACAUUACCAACCUGCGUCUCAAUGAGACCUACCCUGGCCCGCUAUCGGCUGGGGAGAUUUCUAAAUACUCUGCAGUCUGGCCCGUUCCUUUGACUGAUGGCAAGUGCUCAGCCGGUCACGGUGUCUUGGAUCUUGUCAAGAAAACCUUUGCUGGACAGUCCGCUACUUACAACUACUCCGCACCCUACCCUUGGGAUGCGAAGUCUGACUACAACACAAAGGUCACUGUGACACGAACCAACUCCACAAACACAUCGGCUUCGUCGACUUCCGGGUUGGCGUCUUCGACUCCCAGUCUUCCGGCCAACGGUGCUGGUGCAGGCGCCGUUAUUUCGGGCCCUGUCAUUGUGGCGGGGGCUUUGGCGGCUUGCCUGGCGUGCCUUUUGUAA